Molecule: messenger RNA, 1785 nt
Organism: Lynx canadensis (Canada lynx)
Lineage: Eukaryota; Metazoa; Chordata; Mammalia; Carnivora; Felidae
Product: DDB1- and CUL4-associated factor 8-like
Exons: 1
Coding region: 1-1785 (594 amino acids)
Cellular component (GO): cytoplasm; Cul4-RING E3 ubiquitin ligase complex
Molecular function (GO): protein binding
Source: RefSeq, a predicted model, not a curated record
AUGUCUGAUAACGGGGGCUGCACAGAUGGCCUGCAAGACUCAGAGAGAGGCCUGCUCAGUAGCCCUGAGGAGCGGUCUGAGGUAGACGCCAGCAGGGAGACAUCUUCUGACCCUGCGCUGAGCUUGAAUGUGACCGGAGAUGGUGGCGUCCCCAGCCCAGAAAGUCAAGGCACUGGUGCAGAAAGUUCAAGUGAAGAUAUCAACUUGGAAAGCACAGUAGAUUCUGACCGAUUCUUCAUCUGUGAGGAAAACCUACUCCAGUCGGACCCAGAAGAGGGUUCGCUAGGAGAGGACGAACACGAGGACCAGGGAGAGGAAGAAGCGGCGGGAGAACGGCCCCAGGUACUGUGCCCCGAAGCUCACCCUGAUCGGUGUUUAUCUGCUGAGGAUCGGGCCCUGGAGGACUGGGUGUCCUCUGAAACCUCUGCCUUGCCCCACCCUCGCUGGCAAGUCCUUUCUGCUCUCCGCCAGCGGCAGCUGGGUUCCAGUGCCCGCUUUGUAUAUGAUGCCUGUGGGGCAAGGGCCUUUGUGCAGCGUUUCCACCUGUUCUCUCAGCUUCAAGGCCAUAAUGGUUGUGUCAAUACGGUGCACUUUAACCAGCGUGGCACCUGGCUGGCCAGUAGCAGCGAUGAUCUGAGAGUGAUAGUGUGGGAUUGGGUGCGUGAGCAGCCAGUGCUCGGGUUUGCGAGUGGCCACAAAAAUAAUGUCUUUCAAGCCAAGUUCCUACCCAAUUGUGGUGAUUCCACCCUGGCCAUGUGUGGCCGUGAUGGGCAGAUACGCAUAGCGGAGCUAUCUGCCAUACCACACUGCAAGAAUACUAAGCGUGUGGCCCAGCACAGGGGAGCCUCCCACAAGUUGGCCCUGGUGCCAGACUCCCCUUUUGAGUUCCUCAGUUCAGGCGAAGACGCAGUUGUUUUUGCCAUUGACCUCAGACAAGACCGCCCGGCUUCCAGAGUGGUGGUAACCAAGGAGAGGGAGAAGAGAGUGGGGCUGUAUACAAUAUACGUGAAUCCUGCCAAUACUUACCAGUUUGCAGUGGGUGGAAGAGAUCAGUUUGUAAGAAUUUAUGACCAGAGGAAAAUUGACAACAACGAGAACAAUGGAGUACUCAAGAAAUUCUGUCCUCAUCACCUAGUCAGCGGUGAUUGCAAAGUAAGCAUCACCUGCCUGGUGUACAGCCACGAUGGCACAGAGCUCCUGGCCAGUUAUAAUGAUGAAGAUAUUUAUCUCUUCAACUCCUGGGAAGGAGACGGAGCCCAGUAUGUUAAGAGAUACAAGGGGCACAGAAAUAAUGCCACAAUCAAAGGUGUCAAUUUCUAUGGCCCCAGAAGUGAGUUUGUGGUGAGCGGCAGUGAUUGCGGCCACAUCUUCCUCUGGGAGAAAUCAUCCUGCCAGAUUGUUCAGUUCAUGGAAGGGGACAGGGGAGGCACCAUAAACUGUCUUCAGCCCCAUCCUUACCUACCUGUGAUGGCGACCAGUGGCCUAGAUCAUGAUGCCAAGAUCUGGGCACCCACAGCUAAAGCUACCAAUGACCUGGUCGGCUUAAAGUAUACGAUGAAGAGGAACAAGCAAGAACGAGACGAAGAUCGCCUGCACCACACUGACCUGCUUGAUAGCCACAUGCUUUGGUUCCUGAUGCGUCACCUGACACAGAGAGGUCUUCACCAGCACUGGGGAGCUCCUGGAGCUGAAGUCAUGGAUGCAGAGUGGGAUAUGUCUUCCAGUAGCUCCAAUUCAUCUGAGGAGGAAGAGAACCAAGACCAUGUGCAGUGCCUGCCGUCCUGA